UGACCCGGCUCAAGAUGGCGGCGCACCUCAGUUACGGCAGAGUGGUUCUCAACAACCUGCGGGAGGCGGCGCGCAAGGAGCUGCGCGAAUUUCUGGAUAAAUGUGAAGGCAGCAAGGCAAUAGUUUGGGAUGAGUAUCUUACUGGACCAUUUGGACUGAUUGCACAGUAUUCACUAUUAAAGGAACAUGAAGUUGAUAAAAUGUUUACCCUGAAGGAAGGGCAUAUACCUCCAGCUGAAGUCAAAAACAUAAUUUUCUUUGUGAGGCCUAGACUGGAACUAAUGGACAUUAUUGCUGAUAAUAUUCGUUGUGAGCACAAACAUCAUGGUCCUCCCAGAGAUUUCCAUAUUCUGUUCCUGCCACGUCGAAGUCUCCUUUGUGAACAGAGAUUAAAAGAACAAGGAUUAUUGGUCCACUUCACCCAUAUAGAGGAGUACAGCCUGGAUUUAAUUCCAUUUGACAGUGAUCUAAUGUCCAUGGAAGCUGAAAGUGCAUUUAGGGAGUGUUACCUAGAAAAUGACCAGACCAUCUUAUUCAGUGUUGCCAAAGGACUGAUGACUCUGCAAGCUUUGUAUGGAACCAUCCCACAGAUAUUUGGGAAAGGUGAAUGUGCACGGCUUGUAGCAAAUAUGAUGCUAAGAAUGAAGAGAGAAUUUGCUGGGACUCAGAACCAGAUUUUACCUGUCUUCGAUAAACUCUUGUUACUUGAUCGAAACGUUGACUUGUUAACGCCCCUGGCAACACAACUGACUUAUGAAGGACUUAUUGAUGAAAUAUAUGAAAUUCAAAAUACACAUGUAAAGCUGCCUCCUGAGAAAUUUGCACCUAAGAAGCAAAAUGAAAGUGGCCGAGAUCUUUCCAAUGAACCUAAGAAGCUACAGUUAAACUCUGCUGAAGAACUCUAUGCAGAAAUCAGGGACAAAAACUUCAAUGCAGUUGGUUCAGUUCUGAGCAAAAAGGCCAAGUUCAUAUCUGCUGCAUUUGAGGAAAGACAUAAUGCAAAAACUGUAGGUGAAAUCAAACAGUUUGUGUCCCAGCUUCCACACAUGCAAGCAGCAAGAACCUCACUAGCUAAUCAUACAUCUAUUGCUGAACUCAUCAAAGACAUUACAGCAUCAGAAACAUUCUUUGACAAGCUGACUGUGGAACAAGAAUUUAUGUCUGGGAUUGAUACUGACAAGGUUAACAGUUACAUUGAAGAUUCCAUUGCUCAAAAAGAACCUCUGAUAAAUAUUCUGCGACUUGUUUGUAUGCAGUCAGUGUGUAAUAAUGGCCUGAAACAGAAAGUCCUAGACUAUUACAAGAGAGAGAUUUUGCAGACAUAUGGUUAUGAGCACAUUUUAACCCUGAAUAACCUAGAAAAGGCUGGUUUACUGAAACCUCAGACUAGCACCAGGAAUAAUUAUCCAACCAUAAGAAAAACUCUGCGCCUUUGGAUGGAUGACAUCAAUGAACAGAAUCCCAAUGAUAUAUCUUACGUGUACAGUGGUUAUGCCCCUCUAAGUGUGCGGUUAACACAGUUGCUAGCUCGUCCUGGGUGGAGGAGCAUUGAAGAAGUCUUAAAGAUGUUGCCAGGACCUCAUUUUGAAGAAAGACAGCAACUGCCUUCUGGAUUGCACAAAAAACGUCAACAGGGAGAGAACAGAGUUACUCUGGUGUUCUUUCUUGGAGGUGUCACUUAUGCUGAAAUUGCUGCGCUUAGAUUCUUAUCUCAGAUGGAAGAAGGAGGUACAGAAUAUAUUAUAGCGACUACAAAACUGAUAAAUGGAAAAAGCUGGAUUAAAUCUAUGAUGGACAAGUUAGAGCCAUCUCUAUUCUGAAAAGACAAUGUGAUGGACAGUAUUCGUCAAGAUGAGGAUUUUGAAAAUGUUUAUUGACCCCAAGUGUGUUUGGAAAAUAUGACACUGCUGUAACAUGUUUCAGUUGAGAAACUAAAUUGAGCACAGCAUGGGGCACGAAACAAACUUCAAAUGUGAUAUUGGUCAAUAUUCAGCUGCAUUGGCGCUUCUGAGCCAUGUUUUCAUUCCUUAGUUGGAGUAGUACAUGAAACCAGAACGCUUAGGUAUUCAUUGUAUUUUAGAAGUUACAUGACAACUGCCUAAAACAAGUUUCUAUGUUGGAAGAAUUUGAUCAUUUGUGCCACUGAAUGGAUUUAACUUGCAUACAGACUUUGCACAAAACUGCAUUUUGGUGCACUCUGAAAUCUGAAGUGAUUUCUUAACACUAGCAUAUGUAAUGUAUGGUUAUAGUACAUGCAAAGUCAAUGUGCAUAAUAUAUCCUAUGAAGAACUCAAGUGCUUAGUGCAACAGUGUAGGAACUUAGAACAAGAGAGGAAGUGUCAACAAAUGUGCAUUAUUUGUGCUUGCUUACAAAAUAUUAUGCUUUGAAGCUUUGUUAUACUGGUAAAGUUCAUGAUUGAAAUUUCAUUAAUCUCCUGUUCUGAUCUCUGUUGCCACAUCUAAAAGAAUAUUAAAGCUUUGUUAUCCUGUGAGGGCAAAACUAAAUCUGAAAACUCUGGCCUUUUCAAUUUUACUUGGGAUAUGCUGGUCUGUUUAUUGAAUGGUUUGCGUAGUUUCAGGAAAAAUUGUAUCAUAUCAAUAUUCCAUAUUCUAUAUAUGUGAAAUGUGUCAAAAC
This is a messenger RNA of Hemiscyllium ocellatum (epaulette shark), 2635 nucleotides long. It is a transcript of the gene vps33a, whose product is annotated as VPS33A core subunit of CORVET and HOPS complexes. Gene Ontology annotation, biological process: intracellular protein transport; vesicle-mediated transport. NCBI's taxonomy places the organism in Eukaryota, Metazoa, Chordata, Chondrichthyes, Orectolobiformes, Hemiscylliidae. Bases 15 to 1820 code for a protein of 601 amino acids. Gene Ontology annotation, cellular component: lysosome; CORVET complex. The record is from RefSeq and is a predicted model, not a curated record. The transcript has 13 exons.